AUGGAGAACAUCACGGGCCCAUGGGAUGGUAGGUGCAAAGGGCUGAUACUCCCCAUCUUCCCGUGGGAGUACGAGUGGGACAGCAACUUCCGCGCCUUCCUCUACCUCGUCGGAAUGCUCUGGUGCUUCAUCGGGAUCUCGGUACUGAGCGACUCCUUCAUGAGCGGCAUCGACACCAUCACCAACUCCACGUACCGCAAGAGGGUGGCGAGGAGGACUCCCGAAGGAGAGGUUGUCUUCGACGAGCAAGACAUUCCCAUCUGGAACCCAGCCGUGGCCAACCUGACGCUCAUGGCCCUGGGGUCCUCGACCCCCGAGAUCCUCCUUGCUUUGAUCGAGCUGCUGGGACGAGACUUCUUCUCUGGUGACCUAGGCCCUGGAACCGUUCUGGGCUCAGCAUCGUUCAACCUCUACAUCAUCACGGGGCUUUGCAUGCUGGUGAUCCCUGAGAAUGAGAUCCGCAAGGUGAAGGGAGUGUCCGUCUUUCUGCUAACCUCCUUUCACUCCCUCUUCGCCUACAUCUGGCUCUAUAUCGUGCUCGUGGUGAACACCAAGGACGUGAUCGAUCUCUGGGAGGCGGUGGUCACCCUUGCGCUCAUGCCGUUCCUCGUCGCUCUCGUCUACCUCGCUGACCGGCACGCGUCGUCGUCGCAAGUGCUCCCCGAAAGCGAGGACGGAGGUGCGAACCAUGACCCGUCUCAGCUCGAGCACGAUGGCAAGCAGGAUGACGCGGGGUCGGCGAUGGAAGUAACUCCACAGGAGGAGGAAGGGAUUGAAGCCGAGGGGCCUCGCCUGAGAGAGUUCAACAAGAGCCGCGCGAUCGAGGCGAUCACUCACGCGAAGCAAUCAAGGUACGCCUCCUCCCCUCCAUGGAGCCCAGGUCGCUCUUCUUCACCGUCAAACUCUACGAGGAGCACGAGGGACUGGUCGCAGCAGUUCGUGCAGGCGCUCAACGUGAACGGGGGGGACGAGAGUUACGACCCGGGUCUGCUCGAGUGCGUCAUGCACUUUCUGUCCAUCGGCUGGAAGCUUCUGGCCGCCUGCAUCCCCCCUGGGAGGAUCUGGGGAGGAUGGGCCUGCUUCUGGGUAGCGCUCUCCAUGAUCGGGCUAGUGACGGCCCUGGUCGGGGACAUGGCGACUGUGUUCGGGUGCCUGGUCGGCUUGCAUGACGCCAUCACCGCCAUCACCAUCGUCGCCCUCGGCACCUCUCUGCCCGACACCUUCGCCUCCAUGAUCGCCAUCCGCAUGGACUCCACGGCCGACAACGCGUUGGGUAACGUGACUGGCAGCAACUCGGUCAACGUCUUCCUGGGCCUCGGCCUCCCGUGGUGGCACUCCCUCUACGGGAGCACGUGGGACCUGUACGAGCAGUACAGCACGUCAGGGGCGUUUGUGGUUCAGUCGGGAGCCCUCGGUUUCAACGUCCUCAUUUUCUCGAUCCUCACAGCCGCCGCCUUCGUCAUCAUCGCCAUCAGACGCCUGACGCUGGGAACCGAACUGGGAGGCCCGAGAUGGCUGAGCAGAUUGUGCGCAAGCGUCUUCUUCUCACUCUGGGUGAUCUACAUCGUGGUAUGCAGUCUACAGGUCUACCACCCCAACGACUUCAUAAACCUCUGAUCAGCCUUCGCCAAUGGGCAUCGAAGGAGACGGAGGAAGAGAACGCGGCGUGCGGCAAGGAGGGCCAAGUUUUGACCUUGGGCGUGCAAGUUUUGUACAGAUGAUUCAUUGAAGAAGGUUUCACUCCU
Messenger RNA from Guillardia theta CCMP2712, 1745 nucleotides. RefSeq lists its product as hypothetical. Gene Ontology annotation, molecular function: calcium:sodium antiporter activity. The record is from RefSeq and is a predicted model, not a curated record. Gene Ontology annotation, biological process: calcium ion transport; transmembrane transport. The coding region runs from base 1 to 1617 and encodes 538 amino acids. Lineage: Eukaryota; Cryptophyceae; Pyrenomonadales; Geminigeraceae. Gene Ontology annotation, cellular component: membrane. The transcript has 6 exons.